UUCACCCCCGAAUCUCAAGAAUCGUACGGGGCAUGCAAGUGCAUCAGCGCUUGCCAGCGCGGGGCUGACGCCGCCAUGGCGUGUGGUUUCGUCUGCUCUCUCCAUUUUCUUGGUAUGACGAUGACACGUACCAUUGGAAAUCUCUGGUUUGGCGUGUCGCUGGACCAUGCGGUAUGCUGUGAAAAUUCCAUCCACGUUGUGCUCGUCCCUCGAGGCACGAUGCAUCAUCCGUCGUCGCAUCCCGCCAUUCCUGUCGACCCAAUUCCUCGAUGGCCAUGAUGUGCCCUGUGCCCUCUCCAAGUCUCAACGACGACACCCUACAGAAACGUGUCGAAUUCAGUGCGAAUGCGGCCUCGAUUGCCAUUUGAGAUGUCGUCAGGUCAAGGGUUUCAAUGAUAUGAUAUUUCGUGCGUUGGUAGCCUCGCACACCGCUUUCGUUGCAUCUCGUUACACGAGCAGGAUGGAUUGCAAUAGCUGGACAUCGUCAUCUGUCCAUGCGUCGACCGUUGGUACGGGGACAUUCAUGUUCUCGUGUUGGUGUGGCUCGGUGGGAUCGUCGACUAGUGCGUGCUUCCACGACCUUUCCUCCGUGACCGCUGUGCCAUCUUUACUCGACUUGUCGUGAUGAUGGGUGACAGUGGUGGUGGCCGUGCCGAGAGGGGAGAUGCCGCGAUGGGGAAUAGCUUGCUUGGUGUUUUUAUGAACAGCGGGACUGUCGUAGGCCGACUUUGGGAGCCCGCAUAGAAGCAGCGACGGGGGCGCAGGUGGCAGCAUUCCAUGAUAGCCCACUGGGAGAGCGGUAUGGGAAGUCGUCGUCGGGGGUGGAGGAUGUGCAGCUGGGAUGGCGGCGGUCGCCAACGUGGGGUUGUGAAAGACGAGCGGGUUCAGGAUCUUGUGCUGAUGGUGCUCCAAGUACAUUUGUUGCGCGACGGCCAUCGUGACCUGCUUCUUCAACAUGGCCUUCAUCUGCGACCGUUCUUUUCGUCGGACGGCGUGGAGCGACUGGUACUUGCGGUCGCUUCGUCGCUGGAUUAGGUUCUGCUUGACACGAUGCUCUUCGCACAGCGAAUGUGCCUGGCCGUUCCGCUUGAGCGUGCGCUCUUUGAAGCACUUGCCCGUCUUGUACUGGCACUUGCCGAUGAAACGCGUCGUCGCAGUGUCGGCGUGUGCGCUGGGAGUCCCGGACAGCGGUACCUUGCCCACUGCGGCCCCGUGCGGUGCGGCGGGUGGCGAGCGCUCCAUCUCGGGGGUGGUGUCGCUAAUGCUGUGGGAAUCCCAGUGUGGUGGUCGCCGCACGGCGUCACAUUGUGCUGUCUAAA
Molecule: messenger RNA, 1319 nt
Organism: Aphanomyces invadans
Lineage: Eukaryota; Oomycota; Saprolegniomycetes; Saprolegniales; Verrucalvaceae
Exons: 1
Coding region: 167-625 (152 amino acids)
Source: RefSeq, a predicted model, not a curated record